ACUUUUGGAGAGGUCUACUAAGAGAAGUCGUCUGUCAGGAAAGCUGCGAACUUAACUGAGAAACUAACAAUGACUUCAGACGGUAUCCAAUGUGAUUACUUUAAGAAGUACGACAGGAUAAACGGAGUGAAAAUGAUCAAGAAUAUUUACGGCGAGGUACUCAUAGCCCACAGUGAUGGAGUUACUGAGCCAGUGCCAAUCUUUGAGCAUCGCACGUCUGCUGAAGAAACAGGAAAUGAUAGCACCAAUUUCAAUCUGGUACACUACAGAAGGCAGGUGGACAAACAGAUGCCAUGUGGUAUUCCAAUCGUGUUCCAGAUUAAAGUCGCUGGAUCAGACUAUCUCAUGUACUGCACUGAGGAAGGAAACAGAAAAGUUGUGAAGUUUAAGGAAGGUAAUGCUCCGACAAAUGUAGAAGACAGCAUGAAGAACAUAAUCUUUUACCAGCAGAAGUUUGAUGGUACAUAUUACAAAUUUGAAUCUGCCUGGGCGAGCGGAUGGUUCCUGUGCACGGAACGAACAAACAGGCCUCACAUCUUCAGUCUGAAGGAGCUUGCUGCUACAGUUUUGAUGGACUCAAGGCAGCUUGCAGGACCACCAAAAGACUCGCAAAUCAAGAAACCGUUUUGA
Molecule: messenger RNA, 630 nt
Organism: Stegostoma tigrinum
Lineage: Eukaryota; Metazoa; Chordata; Chondrichthyes; Orectolobiformes; Stegostomatidae
Product: interleukin-18-like
Exons: 5
Coding region: 70-630 (186 amino acids)
Biological process (GO): immune response; inflammatory response
Molecular function (GO): cytokine activity
Source: RefSeq, a predicted model, not a curated record